Calliphora vicina (urban bluebottle blowfly) is the source of this 2037-nucleotide messenger RNA. RefSeq lists its product as uncharacterized. Bases 1 to 2037 code for a protein of 678 amino acids. The transcript has a single exon. The record is from RefSeq and is a predicted model, not a curated record. Lineage: Eukaryota; Metazoa; Arthropoda; Insecta; Diptera; Calliphoridae. Gene Ontology annotation, molecular function: nucleic acid binding. Gene Ontology annotation, biological process: DNA integration.
AUGCUAAUGCAAAAAGUUUGGCAGGAUCAGAUAGAUUGGGAUGAGGAUAUAAAAAUGUCAACACAAACCGAAUGGGAGAAAUUUGUGGCUUCGUAUCAUGAAGUCAAUUGUAUACAAAUUCCUCGAUGGGUCCAUUAUGAACCAGAAUCCUCAGUAGAGCUUCAUGUUUUUUCUGAUGCCUCGGAAAAGGCAUAUGCGGGGGUAAUAUAUAUUCGGGUGGAAAUACCUAGAGGAGAAAUUUUCACACAUUUGCUAACAUGCCGUGCUAACACGAAAGUGGUCCCUAUUAAAUCGGUUACUUUACCUCGUCUUGAACUUUGUGGUGCUGUAUUAGCGGCAGACCUUUUGAAGGCCGUGUUGUGUGAAAUUGACAUUCCAUUGCACCAGGUUUAUUGUUGGACUGAUUCUACGAUCGUCCUUUCCUGGUUAAGAAAAGACCCCUGUUCUUGGGCAACCUUUGUUGAAAAUCGAGUUUGCAAGAUACAAGAAAUUGUAGGCAAACAUAAUUGGCAUCAUGUCAGAUCUGAGGAAAAUCCAGCGGAUUUAGGAAGUAUAGGAGUUACACCUUCUCUUUUAGCUCAGAGCUCUCUUUGGUGGAAUGGUCCACAUUGGCUUCGGGACAAAAAGUCUACUUGGAAUCUGAAAAAUUUAUCCAUGCUUGAUACCGAUCUUGAGGUUCGAAAUGUAAAAUCUCAUUUCUCUUUUUUCACGAAUUACGAGGACGUUUUGGAGAGAUUUUCGUCGCUUGAUCGUGCUAUCCGAGUUUUAUCCUACGUUUUCAGAUUUUUCCAUAGAACUCAUUCGCUUUAUAGGAACCGAUAUUCGUAUGACACCAUAACGCUGUCUGAAAAUGAAGUGAGACAUGUGAAACUACGUUUGGCCAUUGUGGCCCAAAAAGGUAAUUUCGCGGAGGAAUACAAGUGUCUAUUAGAAAAAAGACCACUUUCUUCUAAAAGUUCACUUUUACCUCUAAAUCCGUUUCUUGACAAUGAGGGUGUCAUGAGACUUAAUGGUCGAUUGGCUAGGUCGCCUUCAUUGGUUUAUAGGGAACGGCAUCCUAUUUUAUUGCCAUAUUCAUGUCGCUUCACGCUCCUUUUAGCAGAAUUUAUUCACAAGAUUUCGAUUCACGGUGGAAAUCAACUAAUGCUAAGGAUAAUACGAAUCGAAUAUUGGAUUCCUCGUUUAAAGACACUUGUUAGAACUAUUGUUAAUCGCUGUAAGCGAUGCGUGUUGGAUCGUAAACGCGCUUGCACUCAACUAAUGGCUGCCUUAACCCCAGAACGGACGAACUUGGAUCGACCGUUUACAACAACAGAAGUUGAUUUCGCUGGUCCCUUCGACAUGAAAAAUUUGAACGAUACGUCGUGUCAGAUCUUAAAGGCCUAUGUCUGUAUUUUUGUAUGUUUCGCCACCAAAGCCGUACACUUAGAAGUAAUUUCAGAUUUAUCAACAGAUAAAUUUUUAGCGGCAUUUAAUCGAUUUAUUUCGAGACGCGGUUGUCCACGUACGAUCUUUUCGGAUAACGGGACGAAUUUUGUAGGUGCUUCUCGAGAGUUGGAGAGAGAAUUUAAAACCUUUUUAUUGGAAAGUAGGGCUAGGAUGUGUUCGACGUUUGGCAUCAACGGCCUUUCAUGGCGUUUUAUUCCUGCUGGUGCUCCCUAUAUGGGAGGUUUGUGGGAAGCGGGAGUUCGAAGUUUCAAAUUGCACUUUCGUAAAGAUGCACAUUCCGGUGAAUAUACCUUUGAGGAACUUUCUACUGUCCUCGCUAGAAUUGAGGCAUGUCUAAAUUCUCGACCAUUAUGCCCUAUGAAUGAUAAUCCUAAUGAGAUAGUGGCUCUUACACCAGGUCAUUUCUUAAUAGGGUCGCCUAUACUAGCUCCACCUGAACCGUCAAUUUAUGACUCGCCGCUUAGUCUUCUAAAUCGUUAUAGGAAAGUUAAAGCACUGACUCAUCACUUUUGUCGUAGAUGGAAAGAAGAGUACUCUUGUCAGGUCUUCACAAACGAUAUAAGUGGAAAUAUCCAGAAAGAGAUAUAG